AUGCCACUCUAUGAAAUUGCUUUGGCUUUGGGACUGAUAUUGAUUGCCACGCUUGUGUUUUGUGCCCUAUCCAUCUAUCACCAAUACAAACAAGUAAAACACAUACCUGGUGUGUGGCAGUUGGCAUUCUCUCCUUUCCGAAUUCCCAUUGUGUCUGAAUAUCUUUAUUUCGGAUCACACAACGUCAUUGACAAGGUAAUGAACGAGAAGGGUGAUCCUAAAACCAAGACCAUACGAAUUUCCAUGUUGGAUCGAAACGUGGUGGUCGUGAGUGACAAACAAAUGCUCAAAGAAAUGUUAAUUGUCAAGGGAAAUAACUUUUUGAAACCCAAGAUUGCCUACGAAUCUUUCAACAUUUUUGGGCAAAACAUUCUUUCUAUUUUAGAUGCGAAUAGUGAGGCCUGGAAAAAUCAUCAUCGUGUCGCGUCAGGUGCUUUUGCUUCGAAGAAUUUAGAAUAUAUGAGUUCAGUGGCUUCCAACAGUGUCGAUUUGAUUCGAAGUACCAAAUGGGAUAAAGAAAUUGAGGCAAGCAAGACAAAGAGUAUUAUUAUUGAUUCGAAUGGUGAUUUCUCAGAUAUUACUUUGGAUGUUUUAGGAAAGGCUGGUUUUGGUUUGGAUUUCUCCAUUUUCGAUCAAGUCAGUAAGGAAGGAAGAAAUUUCAGAAAAGCUCUCGAGCUCAUGUUCACCACAGGUAUCAUUGCACGUCGAUUCCUUGUACAGAAUUCUCUCGUUUCAUGGCUUUAUCCCAUUCUUUCCAAAUGGACAGGUCUCGAUCAUGCCACAUCACUCGGAAUGGCUGAUUUAUCUUCGGCUUCAGAGUCCAACUCUGAGGAACGAAAGGACUUGCUCAGUGUGUUAGUCGAGGCCAAUAUCAAUGAAAAGGGUCUUUUGAAUGAUGAAGAAUUGAAAUCGGAUGCUUUCAUCUUUUCAUUGGCAGGACAUGAAACAACCUCAACGGCUCUACAGUGGACAUGUUAUGAAUUAUCGAAAAAUCCUCAUAUUCAACAACGUGCUCGUGACGAAGUGGAUCGAUUGUUAGGAAAGGGUGUGAAUGCUCGUUCGCCCAACUUUGAAGAUUAUGCUCAAUUGCAUUAUGUGAAUGCAGUGAUUAUGGAAUCGAUGAGAUUGCAUCCACCAGUGGUGAACGUGAUUCGAAUGGCAAAGAAGACCACAGAAGUUGGAGGAAUCGUCAUUCCAAAAGAUUCUACAGUGAUUGUGCAGAUUUAUGGAGCAAAUCGAAGUGAAAAGAAUUGGGAACGACCUUUGGAGUUUAAUCCAGAACGAUUUCCAAUGAACUCUGAAGAACAAGCCAAGAUUCAACACGACUUUUCAUGGAUUCCCUUCUCAGCUGGUAAUCGAAAAUGUAUUGGAUUUAAAUUUGCACUCAUUGAGGCAUGUACCAUCUUGUCUCGAAUUUUACAAUUUUAUACAUUGGAAUUGGGUAAUGACGAAUCGAAUCCUCAAGAUCAAGUGCAUGAUGUUCCAGGUGUCACUGUUCGCCCAGGAAACUUGAAAGUCAUUCUCAAGCAUAGAACAGAUUUGUAA
Naegleria lovaniensis is the source of this 1545-nucleotide messenger RNA. RefSeq lists its product as uncharacterized. Gene Ontology annotation, molecular function: monooxygenase activity; oxidoreductase activity, acting on paired donors, with incorporation or reduction of molecular oxygen; iron ion binding. NCBI's taxonomy places the organism in Eukaryota, Heterolobosea, Eutetramitea, Acrasida, Naegleriidae. The coding region runs from base 1 to 1545 and encodes 514 amino acids. The record is from RefSeq and is a predicted model, not a curated record. The transcript has 3 exons.